UUCAAUAUCAUAUUAAAUAAAUCAUGAAUAAAAAACAUAUAUUUGUAACAGUAGGAACUACUAAAUUCGAUAAGUUGAUAUCUGCAAUGACAAAUGAAAACAUUUUGAAUUCUUUAAUCAAAUUGGGAUAUAGUUCCAUCCAAUUUCAGACAGGAAAUGGGAAUUUUACUACAGUCUCCAAUGAAUCGAUAGAAAUUAAAUAUAAAAGUUUCUUUGAAAAUUUUGAAGACGAAAUAAAAAGAAGUGACCUGGUUAUAAGUCAUGCUGGAGCUGGAUCGUGUCUAGAAGUACUACAAUGUGGAAAACCUCUGAUUGUUGUAAUUAACGAAGAUUUAAUGGAUAAUCAUCAAUAUGAACUUGCUGAACAUUUAUCAAAGCAGGGACAUUUGUAUUAUUGUACUUGCGAAUCUCUAGAAAAAACUCUUUCGAAAGACUUGAAUAUUCUUGAGCCAUAUCCAAAAGUAGACGUGGAUACUUUUGGGAAGUAUUUAAAUGGUAUUAUGAGAUUAUGAUAUGUCGUGUAAAUUCAUACAUUUGGAAAAUAUUUUUCUAAGGUCUUUACAGUAAUAUAAUUGAAUUUAAAAGGUCAAUCCUUGAUAAUUAUUAUUACAAAUGUAGAAGAUAUUGCUUUACAUAUUAUAGUGAAAAAUGAAUGAAUAAAUGAGGUGUUGUAAAUUAUUCUCAAUAUAAGAUUUUUAUUUGAUGUAGGUAUGAUAUCAAAUUUUUUUUUCUUGUUUAUAUAUCAAAUGCAUUGAUAUAACAGAUUUGUAAGUAAAUUCAAAUGCGUGAUAAUAUUAGAAUGUGUCAUCAAACAAUAUAAGUACUUUGUAUAAGUAAUAAUACUAAUAAAAGUAAUAAUGAGUACUUUUCAUCUUUGAAAUAUUGUGAAAUGGAAAUAUUCAUUGCAAGCAAUUAAAUGAAUUGAAACCAAAAAUUGGAUCCAAUUAUAUAAGAUUAUGUUUAGAUAUAAAGGAUAGACAUGGGGGCCAUUUUCUUUUGUUAAUGUGGCUGAUGAACUCUAAUAGUUCUUAUUAUAUUAUGGUACAAAAAUUGAUUUCAAUACUGCAUUAGCAUAGUUUUAAACUCAAACUUAUUGGAACUAAUGAAGUACUUCUCAUAUUAUAAAUUACUUCACUACAAAUCGAAUUUAUUCUAGAAAAACAAUAAAUAUAGGAGUAUGGUUAGUUGAA
Molecule: messenger RNA, 1190 nt
Organism: Harmonia axyridis
Lineage: Eukaryota; Metazoa; Arthropoda; Insecta; Coleoptera; Coccinellidae
Gene: Alg13
Product: UDP-N-acetylglucosamine transferase subunit ALG13 homolog
Exons: 1
Coding region: 24-512 (162 amino acids)
Biological process (GO): dolichol-linked oligosaccharide biosynthetic process
Molecular function (GO): hexosyltransferase activity
Source: RefSeq, a predicted model, not a curated record